Labeo rohita (rohu) is the source of this 1239-nucleotide messenger RNA. RefSeq names its product inhibitor of DNA binding 3 (gene id3). The coding region runs from base 167 to 511 and encodes 114 amino acids. The transcript has 3 exons. Gene Ontology annotation, biological process: cell differentiation; negative regulation of transcription by RNA polymerase II; circadian regulation of gene expression. Gene Ontology annotation, cellular component: cytoplasm; nucleus. The record is from RefSeq and is a predicted model, not a curated record. NCBI's taxonomy places the organism in Eukaryota, Metazoa, Chordata, Actinopteri, Cypriniformes, Cyprinidae. Gene Ontology annotation, molecular function: protein dimerization activity; transcription regulator activity.
CGGCCGACUACCCGUUCGUGUUUCCAUCGUUCAAUGAACACGAAACGUGAAGCGAGUCAAACAUUGGAUAUCUAUCAAGCUGGAGAGCUAGUUCGUCUCACUUCCUAGAGUUCUACAAACAUCUCCACAGUUGGAUUCUACUAGCAAGUCAGACGUCAGAUCCAGAAUGAAGGCGAUCAGUCCCGUUCGUUCUGUCAGAAGCUGUUACGAAGCGGUGUGCUGCAUCUCGGAGCAGAGUCUGGCGAUCAGCCGCUGCAAAAGUCCCAUUGAGGAGCUGUCCGAUAUGAAUGACUGUUACUCAAAACUCAAAGAGCUGGUGCCUAGCAUCCCUCAGAACAAGUCCGUGAGCCAAAUGGAGAUUCUUCAGCAUGUAAUAGAUUACAUCUUCGAUUUACAGAUUGCACUGGAAAACGAGACGGACACACAAAACACGCCUGACAUGUUCAUGUCAAUGAAGAACUCAGAGAUGACCCGUAAUUUCUCCAAAGAGGAUGAAGCUAUGUGCCAUUAGGACUUCGGAAUGACAACGUUCAAUGGUGCGGGAUAGAAACUUUUCUCCUCCACUUAUGGAAGAAAAGAGAGUGAAGGGGUGAGCCGGGUGAAGGAGUGAGGCUCUAUUCAGAGUGUGGGAAAGCAAUCUGCGCCCCUCUCGAGCUGUCUAUUCUUUGGUCACUGGACACUUGAACAAACCAAAGCCGAGGAGUUUUUAAGAUCACAAAAAAAGAAAAGCCCUCCGAUUUUUUUCUUUAAUCAUUCCUGUUUUUUGUGGCAACAAUCAAGCAUUGUAUAUUUUGUACUGGCUACAUUCCUGACUAUUUGGACUAACUAAUAUCUCUUCACACACCCUUCCUUCCCAGCCAUUCUUGGAGAAUACACCCCCCCCUUUUUCUUCUUGAAAACAUUUCCACAUUUCAGCAUGGCUGCAGUUUGGUCUCAGUGAGCUUCUCGAUCACUGGGAUGAUGUACAUAUUGUGCUUGAGGGGAGUUUUUGUGUUAUAGGGUGGGAAGGGCCUUGGGCAGUGGGAAUACAGACGUGGAUUAGAAUUUGAACUCUAUAAUAUAGAGUGGAUUGUAUAUGUUUGUGGGGAUUGUCUAUUUCUACAGACUGUCAGAUCAACGAGUUUCAUAAACUCCUUUAAGAGUUGUUUUUUUUUGUUUGUUUUUUUGCUUUGUACUUACUCUUUUUACACAAGAAAAUAAAUCAUACAUGAAAGUGAGAAAUAUGUGGUUCAGUAUCUU